AAAAAAAUGAAAACGCUGAAGAAAUCUCAAAGAAACUCGGAUACAGCAGGAAAACCUUGACGAGUUAACGCGGUUCUAACGCGGAAAUCCCGACGUCGAAUUUGACAGUCUGCGCGUCGCGCAUAGUACCUGGCUGUUUGUUUUCAAACAAAGAGAGAGACAGUAGUAGUCACACACACGCGCAAAGUAAUCAGCUGAUUCGAGACGCUUCCCCGGUGGCGGGGGAAUCGGCGAAGGCUUAAAUAGCACCGCGUGCACCGCGUGCGGGCUAGUGUCGAAGUGGAGUCAUCUGAAACGAUUGCCGGUGAUAGUCUUCAGGUAUAUCAAAAUACCCAGGACUUUCCGCAAAGUUCUUGGAAAUCGCGCAGGAAGUCGGCCGAAAUUGCUGAAGUUCAUUCGCGAGGAUUUUUCGAGAGAGAGAGUCAUCUCCAAAUGAAUCUUAUCCGCGAAAAUCUUGAAGAACUUGUGUCCUAAUAAACGCCGAAGAAAUUGAAAAUCCGCAUCUUUUCGCACCUGGAUGAUAUUUGGAGAAGCGCGCUUUAGUACUGUUUGAAUCAAAUUUCUAAUCCCAAUAUUCGAUCUUUGAUAGUGAAAGAAUUCGCAGCGACGAAUUAAUAUCCAGUGCAAUAUAAAAAGGAUAACAAUUUAGGUGAAGCUUAUAAAAUGUUCUCCUAGGGAUUAAGAAUCAAAAGGGAUCGAUAAAAAUUACUCUACAAAGGUAAACUAUUUUUCGACAAGUUUGCGAGAAUCAGUGCUGAUUUCGACGACAAAAUCAACGACAUUCGCGCGCUUUUCGCUGUAAAUUGUAAUAAGAAAGUGAGGAAUCAUGAAACCACCAUACAACGAAGAACCUGUGCAGCAGAUCUCGCAGGAGCAAGGCGAGAGAAAUGUCGCGAUGGCAGUCUGCGUACAGCUUGCCGGUCGCGCGAUCAUCAGGGUGGUUUCGCGAUGUGAAGAGGCUCAGGAUAACUGUAACUUAGACUUGUCAGAGUGCCAGCUGAUGCAAAUUCCGGACGCUGUCUAUCAUUUAAUGCGACACACGGAGCUGAAGAGAUGCGACCUUUCCGGAAACGUGAUCACAAAGAUCCCAGCAAAGUUCGCCGUAAAGUUCUCGCUAAUUACCGAACUAAAUUUGAGUCACAACCAAAUGAGCAAGCUGCCGGAGGAGCUGGCCGAGCUGCAGGCGCUGGAGAGACUCGACAUCUCGCACAACACUUUCAUCGCUCUACCACCUGUCGCUUGGCGGAUACCGCAGCUCAAACGGCUCCUCGCCAACAACAAUUUUAUUAUCGACGUCGACGUCGAGAGGCUCAGGCACGCGCCCGUCCUGGAAUUGAUCGACUUGCAGGCAAACCCGUUACCUUCUAGAUUGCACGACCUCCUGCGCACUCUGACUGGAAUCAGAAUCGAGCUUAGUCCUCGGCAGAUCGAGGAUUGGGAAGACUUGAACGUCUAAAUCGUCUCCCGCGCGAGAGUAGCCCGUUUCGCGGAUGCUGACGACCUCAUCCUCUCUCGACGAAGAUUGCUCAAGAGACUUCGCCAGCUAGAAAUAGAAUCGAUAUAUUUUGUACAGGGUGAUGUACUGAGUGAUAACGGGUACGGAUCGUCAAUCGUAGCGAUCCGAUUGUACUUUUUGUAAACUAGCGAUUUAUAUUUAAUUAUCGUGGAUCAGUUGUAUCGAUCUCGUGAUCGAGAUCGAUCGAUUCUUCUGUGUUUCUUUUAUACCGCAUGGAUUUCUAGAUUUUAUCGCGAUACGAGCCACGAGCGACUCUAUUGUGAUGCUUAGAUAUAUAUUUUAAUCAUUGAUUCAACGAUUCUUGAAUUCUUGGACUUUGGAUUACGUGGAGAUCAGAGUAUCGGUAGCUUCGAAUUUUUUUGAACGUCAAAUUUCUUCUGGUUUGCUCGAAUCCUUGAAUUUUCAUUUAAUCCAUUACAUAUUUAGUAUGCGAUCUGUAAAAAUUGAAUUCUCGGAGCUUAAAAUUUAAAGAAAUACUUAAGUUAAGUAACACACCUAGAAUUUUUUGGGAUUCUCUGAAAAUUGUGAUUUCUCUGAAAUGUAUCAUUUGUCAUGAAUACAAAUUGUAUUGACUGUAAUUUUUAUGUAACUCGUAUCCGUCGACGAUUUACGGACAAUUUACCGCUAUAAACUGCCGAUUUAUGUAUACACAUUGCAUAAUGCAAUCUUUCUAACACAAUAUUUUACACUCGAGCGUCAUAUAUAAUAUAAUAGGGAAGAUGUCAUAAUUUUGCAUGUGCUUUGAUAUUAUUGCAUAUAUUCAUAAAGUAUAUAACGAAAUACUGCACAAAUGAAAAUUGGGUGCUUUUUCACAAACAUUAUGUUCUAAGAACAUAUUUAACGUUUUAUAUAUAUUCAUAACUCGAGCAUAAGAAGAUUAAUAUCUCACGUAUUGAUGACGUUCGAAUAGAAAAUCAGAUUUUAUAUAUAUCUCCCGCGAGUACAAAGGUGUUAAUAACGACGGAAUAACAAGAAUGACAGAAGUACGAUUAAGUAGCUGUAAGUAACGUUUGGAUACUGGGUGUCUCAUGAAGAAACAUAGAUUUGCAAAUGAUCCCGCGAAAUUGCACGGAUUUUGCGUAUGUAACAACGUGCAUACCAAAUAGCAUAUUUAAAAUAAUAAACUUAUUUUAUUCUCUCUGUACUUUUGAUCUAGUCAAUUUCUUGUUGAAUAAACAAAUCUCAAGAUUCUCAGACACAUAGUUUUGUCGAUACUCGAAUUUAUCUAUAGCAUCCUGAAUAAUUUCACGAAUUUUUUGAAUCUAUGAAUCCUUGAUUUCCAAGACUUUUAAUUGCGAAAACGUAAUCCAUAAAACUAUUGUGUCCUUAAAUCUAUAGUUUUAUACAUUCUCAGAUCUAUAGAAAUUUGAACAGUAUGAGACAUCGUAAUACAACAGCACGAAAAGCACGAGAGCGCAUUUUUUAAAUCGUAUUUCGCAGGAUCUGUUCCUAGUCUAUGUAUCCUAAUUACCAUUAUUAUUAUAUUGCAAUUUGUAUUCUAAGUCAUAAUUGUAUUCACACGAAAAGAAAACUCGGAUUGCGAGUCGAAGAAUUAUCGGCACUAAAUUUUAUGCUUAUUCAAUAUUUUAUCGCAAUGCUUGAUAUAUAAAGUGUUAUAAAUUUUUUUGUACGAUGUAUGUAUAUCAUAAUUAUAUGUAUAAUUUUGAUAAAAUAGAAAUUGUGCAAUGCUUUCAGAUAAAGGAUUUUAGUCAGAGAUAAACGAUUUUAGAGUCGCGUAUAAAUUUAUGACAUUCUGUAUUAUAUAUACGAAAUAAACGACCGAAAAAAA
Formica exsecta is the source of this 3305-nucleotide messenger RNA. RefSeq names its product leucine-rich repeat protein soc-2 (gene Sclp). The transcript is spliced from 4 exons. Bases 827 to 1456 code for a protein of 209 amino acids. Gene Ontology annotation, molecular function: protein binding. The record is from RefSeq and is a predicted model, not a curated record. Lineage: Eukaryota; Metazoa; Arthropoda; Insecta; Hymenoptera; Formicidae.